Strongylocentrotus purpuratus (purple sea urchin) is the source of this 1865-nucleotide messenger RNA. Its product is annotated as ectonucleoside triphosphate diphosphohydrolase 5. The transcript has 11 exons. Gene Ontology annotation, cellular component: membrane. Gene Ontology annotation, biological process: nucleoside diphosphate catabolic process. The record is from RefSeq and is a predicted model, not a curated record. Gene Ontology annotation, molecular function: UDP phosphatase activity; GDP phosphatase activity. NCBI's taxonomy places the organism in Eukaryota, Metazoa, Echinodermata, Echinoidea, Camarodonta, Strongylocentrotidae. The coding region runs from base 218 to 1618 and encodes 466 amino acids.
UAUUAUGCAUAUCGCGAUAUCGAUCAUGAUCGAUCUUGCAUGUGAAAUUACCAAUUUUAAAGUCAACUUCGCCACGUACAGGAUCAUCAGUUCACCAGUUAUGUUUCAUAACUUGUUAAACCAAGUGCUCCAUGUUGGUCGAGGAAGUACUAGUUGCAGAUGCUUCUGCCAUUGAUGAUCCGGUACCAGCAAAGAGUUAUCACUGGUCCUCAACACAAUGCAGCGGGUGUCUUGUAAGAUCCUGGCUGUAUCGGUCAUCUUGUUCGGAAUCUCCCUCUUUUACCUGACCAGGAAACAGAUGUCAUCUUCAGAUGCGGUCGUGUCUCAGGAUUAUGAUUACAUCCAUAUUAGUCACAAAGAUAUGACGUGGAAGAGCGAUGAUGAUGAUGUAUCCGAGGUCCAGCAGAAUGAUGAUUACUAUGGUGUUAUGUUUGAUGCAGGCAGUACUGGUUCCAGGGUCCAUGUCUUCCAUUUCCAAGAAACUCCCCAAGGUAUUCCACCAAUCCUGAUAUCAGAAGUUUUCAACUUCACAAACCUUCCUCUUGCACAGUAUGCAGAUAAUCCAUCCGAGGGAGCAGCCUCCCUGAAAGUACUUUUGAAUGUAGCAUUGCAAUCAAUUCCAUCCAGCCAUUGGUCAACGACCCCAGUGGCCUUGAAAGCUACUGCUGGUCUUAGACUUAUACCAGAGAAGAAGGCGAAAGCUCUCCUAGAUGAAGUAUAUUCACUGUUCAAGAGCUCUUUGCUUCAUGUUGAAACUCCUGAAGCCACUGUUGACAUUAUGAAUGGAACAGACGAGGGCAUUUUCAUGUGGGUCACAGUCAAUUUUCUUAAUGGAGCUCUCAUAAGCUCAACUCCAGAAACAAGAGGUACACUGGACAUGGGAGGAGGGUCAACUCAGGUCACCUUCUUACCUCAAAUUGAAGAAACAUUGUCUCAUCAUAUACAUGGAAAUUACAUCAAGACGUACCCAUUCCUUCAUCAUAACUACAAGCUCUACACAAAAAGUUUUCUAGGUCUUGGACUUAAAGCUGCUAGACUGGAAAUAUUAAAGCGAGAGAAAGAAAACCCAAUCUUUGUUGGAUCAAGUGAUAUCGAUCAGCUCUCGGCAGGUCCAGAAGAGUUUGCCAGUACGUGUCUUCCUCCAUUCACUUCAGGUACAUGGGACUUUGGAGGCAAUACGUACUCUGUAUCAUCAUCAAAUUUACAUUCUGAAAAUAUGUAUGCAAACUGCUUGAGUGUGGUUAAAGCCUUUAUAGAAGAUACUGUCAUAGUGCCAUCAGAAAUGCAGGAAAGCUCUUCUUUUUAUGCCUUGUCUUACUUCUGGGAAAGAGCUGCAGAGAUUAAAAAAGUUGAUUGGAAGAAAGGAGGAAUGAUGUUAGUAAAAGACUAUAGGGAAGCUGCAAUAAAUGUGUGUUUCAACCAUACAAUGUAUGCUGACAAGCCAUUUCAUUGUAUGGAUCUUGUAUACCUCAGCUCGGUUUUAUCACAUGGAUAUAGAUUCAGAGAUGAUGUCAAGUUACUGAUGACAAAUACAAUUGAUGACUUUAAUGUCAGCUGGGCCCUUGGUGCAACCCUAGAGCUAUUGAGAACACAUUGGGAAAAUAUGAAGAAAUUAUGAUACAGAGACUAUCCUCUGCUCUUUAUCUCUAUCUCUCUUCCUAUGCACCUGCUAUGGUACACACACCCCCCUUCUCUCUCUCUCUCUCUCUCUCUCUCUCUCUCUCUCUCUCUCUCUCUCUCUCUCUCUCUCUAUCUAUCUCUCCUGGAGCAGACAUGAGAGAAUGUAUCCAUACAAGUUCUCCUUAAAAUACAAGAACAUUCAACUGGAUGACCAUUCUGAUUUUUGUGCAAUUCUUUGAAAUUGC